Messenger RNA from Lactuca sativa (garden lettuce), 606 nucleotides. The record is from RefSeq and is a predicted model, not a curated record. Lineage: Eukaryota; Viridiplantae; Streptophyta; Magnoliopsida; Asterales; Asteraceae.
AUGACCACCACCACCGUUUCCACCGGUACCACUACCACUACCACCACUACUGCUACUGCCGCCACUGCUGCUUCCGCUACUGGCGGCAAUGGCACAAGAGGCCUUCGAAAUCAGACACAAGUGCCACCAUGGGUUUUGGUUAUGAUCAACAUUCAAUAUAACGGCUGCAUGAUUCAUUCGAAUGCUAAGGACAAUAAGUUAGAUCGAUUUUGCAUUGAUUGUGGUGCUUCGUUUUGUAAUAAAUGUAGUUCCAAUCACCAUGGACAUAAGUCCAUCAAGAUUCGUAGGUAUGUAUAUCAUGACGUCAUCAAUCGACCUGAUGCUCAAAAACACUUCGAUUGCUCAGGCAUUCAGGGUUAUGUAACAAAUAGAGCCAAAGUGCUGUUCUUGAAGCAAAGACGUGAUGAUCAGCAGCCGGUUUCUGCAAUGUACAAUACUGGAAACAUGGAAGAGGCUGGAGUUGAUAACAAUGUCAGCAGAAAGAAAGGUGAAGAGUUGGAGAAAAAUUUAUAUGAUGCUAUGGAAGCUCAAGCUCCUACUAAAUUAAUGGCUUCCAAGAGAAAAAGACUACGAAAAGGGUUCCCACAUAAGGCACCAUUGUUCUGA